Messenger RNA from Drosophila teissieri, 1243 nucleotides. Its product is annotated as transforming growth factor beta-1-induced transcript 1 protein. NCBI's taxonomy places the organism in Eukaryota, Metazoa, Arthropoda, Insecta, Diptera, Drosophilidae. Gene Ontology annotation, biological process: cell-cell junction organization; positive regulation of integrin-mediated signaling pathway; positive regulation of substrate adhesion-dependent cell spreading. The coding region runs from base 210 to 749 and encodes 179 amino acids. Gene Ontology annotation, cellular component: cytoplasm; cell-cell junction; focal adhesion. The record is from RefSeq and is a predicted model, not a curated record. The transcript is spliced from 5 exons.
AUAACGCACUAUAUAACUAUAUAGCCAAAUACGAGUCGCGGUGUUUUUCAACUUUUUUUCGCGCUCUGCCAACGUUUUGCGUGUUUUUUUUUGCCGCCACUGCCCUUUCUAUCCCGAUUUUCAACUGAAAUUUGCACGUUUAAAUCUCAUCGAAAAAGCGCACAAGCAAACGCCAGCAGAAACAGCCAAAACAGCAAGCAAACAGCAAAAUGUCGGAGCCGCUGUCCAUCUGUCACAAGUGCAAUGAGGUCAUCCAGCAGCGCAUCAUCACCGCUCUGGGCAAGACCUGGCAUCCGGAGCACUUCGCCUGCAAGGACUGCCAACGCCCCAUCUCCGAGGCCACCUUCAACAUCCAGGCGGACGAGCCCGUCUGCUCCGACUGCUUCGUGAAGAACUACUCGGGCACCUGCUUCGGCUGCAAGCAGCCCAUCCUGGAGCGCACCAUCAAGGCCAUGGAGAAGUCGUGGCACGAGGAUUGCUUCGUGUGCAACGGACCCUGCAAGAAGCCGCUGGUGGGCACCUCCUUCUACGAGCGGGACGGGCAUCCCUACUGCCGGGCGGACUUCGAGCAGCUCUUCGCCGCCCGCUGCGCCGGGUGUGGCAAUCCGAUAACGGAGAACGCGAUCGUGGCCCUCAACGCCAAGUGGCAUCGGGACUGCUUCCAGUGCAAGAAAUGCAAAACACCCAUCACGGCCAGCUCCUUUGCCGUGGAGGAUAACAAACCGCUGUGCACGGCCUGCUCCGGUUAGGGAGUCCGGAGGCCCAACCAUUCACAUCGCUAUCUAUGUAUAUUAUCUAUUCUUAUGGUAUUUGUAGUAAUCCAAUUUGUUGAGCCAAUCGCCGAGGAACGCAGCAAGCUGCAAACAGCAAGCAGCAAGGUCGUGGAAAUGAAAAUGAAAAUGGAAAAGUAGGAGAAAUUCCAAUACAUUGCGGUGUGGAGAAAUUACACAUUUUGAUGGACAGGAACACGAGAAGUGCAUUCAAAUGGUGGGGUGGAGAUGUUGGCGGGGGGAGGGGGGUUGUUGUUAAUGCUUAAAAUAAUUAUAAUUCUCUUUCUCUCGAUCUAUCGCUAUCUCAACUAUCUCACUCAAGCCCACGCCCCCAAAAACGCCACCCACUCACUGCGAUUCUCCACUCGAAAAUUCAAUCGAACGUUGUCGUACUGCACAAAAGUAUCUGAUAAAUAAAAAUUAAUCUUUGAAUCAUUGUUGAUAUCUCUUACAAAUAAACAAAAUACAAACAA